Elgaria multicarinata webbii is the source of this 1132-nucleotide messenger RNA. RefSeq lists its product as uncharacterized. The transcript has 7 exons. The coding region runs from base 171 to 989 and encodes 272 amino acids. NCBI's taxonomy places the organism in Eukaryota, Metazoa, Chordata, Lepidosauria, Squamata, Anguidae. The record is from RefSeq and is a predicted model, not a curated record.
CGCCUCGCGACGGCUCUUCUGCCCCCGGGGCGCCAUCCUGCCCUCAGGGCAGGUACAGGCCGCCGCAAGGGCCCCCAUCCAGAUGAUCAUGUUUGGCCUAUUACCCGAUUAGUUGAUUCGUUAGCUGCUUAUUAGAGAGAGUUCAUCUGAAAUCUUCUUGCCCCUGUCCAAUGAUGAAGUUUUUGCAGCUUUUUGGGCGAUUGAAAUCUGUCGUCAUUGGGAUGGUCCAUGUGAAAGCACUGCCAGGAACACCAGGGAGUAUGUUGCCAUUGACUCAGAUCACUGAAGAAGCCUGCCAGGAAGCUGAAAUCUAUAGGGCUGCAGGAAUUGAUGGCUUGAUUGUGGAAAAUAUGCACGAUCGGCCAUACACUUUCGACGUUGGUGCAGAAAUUACUGCGGCCAUGACUGUCAUUUGUGCCACUGUGAAAAAGACGUGUCCUCUGCUCCCUGUGGGUGUUCAGAUUUUAUGUGCUGCAAAUCAACAGGCUGCAGCAGUUGCUCUUGCUGCAGGUCUUGACUUUAUUCGAGCAGAAGGCUUUGUUUUUUCUCAUGUGGCGGAUGAAGGGAUUCUAAAUGCCUGUGCUGGCAGCUUACUGAGAUACCGGAAGCAAAUUGGUGCAGAACACAUUCAGGUUUUUGCUGACAUUAAAAAGAAACACAGUGCUCACUCUCUGACAGCUGACGUCAGUGUAGCGGAGACUGCUAAGGCUGCUGAAUUCUUUCUGGCUGAUGGUGUUGUAUUGACUGGAACUGCAACUGGACUGGAAGCGGAUCCCAAGGAACUAGAAGAAGUUGGACAUGCUGUGAAGAUUCCAGUGCUGGUUGGAUCUGGAGUCACUUUGGAGAACGUGAAGAACUAUCUGGGUGCAAAUGCCUUAAUCAUUGGUUCCUAUUUUAAGAAAGGAGGAUAUUGGGCAAAUAACAUUGAUCCAGAUCGUGUCAAGAGGUUCAUGGAUCAUACCGGUAAACUGCGAGAGGGAAAUUGUUAGCAUCUGCUGCAAGCAUACAGAAUCCUUGUGCUGCUCAAGUUGUAUCCUAUAGUGCAACCUUACCAAAUGCCUUACCGUAGUAUUAUCCAAAUGUUUGAUACUUGGGGUGACACUUUUUUCCUGGAUAAAACGUUAGAGGCACA